GAGACCUGCGGCAGUGUGGAGUGAGUGCGCGGAGUGAGAGGAAGGAGUGUGUGCCAGGCUCCACCCAGAGUGCCACCACCACACACACAUAGGUGCCACCACGGGCCAGGCCGACAGUGCCACGGACGCCCAACACAGUGCCACGGACGCCUACACCACAGUGACACCAGACUUGCAUCUAUUGUAUUACAGGACCUAACACCGAGAGAGGACGUGGCAUGACAGGCUCCCGCCGUGCCGGAGAGUUGCUGGCCAUGGAGGGCAGCCACCCAGAACACGUCAUCUCCUUCGGGAAGAGUAAAGGUUGCUACGUCAGCAGGGGCGUGGCCGUCCUGCUGGGGGUUUUCUUUGUGAGUGGGUUGGUGGCCACGGGGCUCCUCGUCUACCACUACGCCCCCCAGGAGAGGGUCGGCUCACAGGAGUCCUUGUUGGUGCCCAGGACGCCGUCAACAGAGAGGAGGCCGGUGAUGACCAGGAGACGCACUAACCCCACCAAGCGACCGGCCACCACCAGAGCCAACGUCACCCGCAAAAAACCACCUUCAGGUACCAAGACUAAGACUAAGACCAUCAUCACCACCACCACCACCAUCCCCUUCACCACCACCACCACCACCACGGGGGAACCCUUUCAGGAGGACAUAGAUGUGCGUCUCCCUAACACUCUGAAGCCCCUCCACUACCUGGUCAAACUUCAGCCACUCAUCAACGGCAACUUCAGCAUCCUCGGCUACGUGGAGGUGGAGAUGGAGGUGCUGGAAUCAACCUCCAACGUCACCCUCCACAUCGCCGACAUCAUCACUAAGAAUGAGACAAUCAGAGUUGCGCCCUCAGGUGACCUAGAUGGACCUGGUUUAAGGGUCAUAAAGCACUUGUAUGACCAUGAGAGACAGUUCUACCUGGCACACCUGGAGGAGGAGCUGCAGCAGGGCCACAAGUACGUCCUCUCCAUGGAGUUCACGGGUUACCUCAAUGAUCAGUUACACGGCUUCUACAGAUCCACCUACAGGGACGCCGACGGUACCGAGAAGAUGCUGGCAGUGACACAGUUCCAGGCGACAGACGCGCGGCGAGCCUUCCCCUGCUUCGACGAGCCAGGACUGAAGGCUACUUUCGAGGUGUACCUGGCCCGCUCCACCAACAUGUCCUCUAUAUCCAACAUGCCCAUCAUCGAGACCAUACCCGUGGAGGAUGAAGAAGGGUGGGUGUGGGACCAUUAUGACACCAGCGUCCCCAUGUCCACCUACCUCGUUGCCUUCGUAGUGUCUGACUUCGCUUACCUCAGCACCACAACCAACAACAAAACGCUAUUCAGAGUGUGGGCGAGGGAGUCAGCCCUGCAGCAGGCGAAGUACUCCCUUCAGGUGGGUCCUGCCAUCCUCACACACUUCGAGGACUACUUCAACCAGUCUUACCCACUACCCAAGCAGGACAUGAUCGCCAUCCCGGACUUCUCUGCUGGAGCCAUGGAGAAUUGGGGCCUCAUAACCUACAGAGAGACGGCAAUGCUGUAUGACUCCCGAGUGUCCGCCGCCUCCAACAAGCAGUACGUGGUGGCGGUGGUGGCGCACGAGUUGGCUCACCAGUGGUUUGGGAACUUGGUCACCCCGGUCUGGUGGACUGAUCUGUGGCUUAACGAAGGGUUCGCUUCUUACGUCGAGUAUAUCGGGAUCAACCAUGCGGAGCCGACGUGGAAGGUGAUGGAACAGUUUGUCUUGAACGAGAUGCACAUCGUCUUCAGUCUGGACAGCCUCGAGUCUUCUCACCCCAUCAGUAUCCCCGUCGGCCACCCUGACGAGAUAAGCCAGAUCUUCGACAGAAUAUCUUACGCUAAAGGGGCGUCUAUCAUCCGGAUGAUGAACCACUUCCUGACGGAGGCCACCUUCAGGAAGGGCCUCAGUAACUACCUCGACGCCUUUAAGUACGAGAACGCAGAGCAGGACGACCUGUGGCGGCAACUGACGACGGCGGCCCACCAGGACGACACGCUGCCUCAAGACCUCACUGUUAAGACCAUCAUGGACACUUGGACGCUGCAGAUGGGCUACCCCGUCAUCAAGGUGGAGAGGAGCCCAGACGGUACCUCGGCUACUGUCUCUCAGGAGAGGUUCUUAUUGGUCAAAGAAGCAGACUCUGAGGACACACACGAAUACAAGUGGUGGGUGCCGCUGACGUACACAGUGGGCGACGACCCCAAUUUCAACGAGACCCGGGCCAAGGUGUGGAUGAAGGACUCUGAGACACACAUCACCAUCCCGUCCCUGCCCACCAAGGACCAGUGGGUCAUCUUCAACCUGCAGGAGACGGGUUACUACAGAGUCAACUACGACCAAGACAACUGGAACCUGUUGAUCCAGCAGCUCCUCGCCGACCACCGAGUCAUCAACACCAUCAAUAGAGCUCAGAUCAUCGACGACGCCAUGAACCUCGCCAAGGCUGGUCAGGUAGCGUACGACACGGCCCUCGGUGUUUAUAACUACCUCGGCAAGGAGACAGAAUUCGUACCAUGGGCGGCAGCUAUCAACAACUUGGCUUACCUUAAGGAGAUGUUAGCCCGUACAGGAGGCUACGGCGCCCUCAAGAACUACCUGCUGGAUAUCCUGGUGCCGCUGUACGACUCAGUAGGGUUUGACGACAGCAGAGACGACCCUCUACUGGACCAGUACAAGCGGCAGAAGGCGUUGUCGUGGGCGUGCGAGCUGGAACACCCUGACUGCCUCCAAAACGCUGCCGCCAUUUACGCACACUGGAUGAAUAACCCAGAAAACAGCAGCAUCAUCUCCCCUAACCUCAAGUCAACGGUUUACUGUCACGCCAUCGCUGAGGGAAGCGAGAAAGAGUGGAACUUCGCCUGGUCUCAGUACUUGAAGUCUAACGUGGGGUCGGAGAAGAACGGUCUCCUCUCCGCCAUGGGCUGUACCAAGCAAGUGUGGAUUCUUUCCCGGUACCUGGAGAUGGCCUUCAGCUCCGACAGUGGCAUCAGGAAGCAGGACGCCUUCAGGGUGUUCGGCGCCGUGGCCGCUAACGAAGUAGGGCGUCCCCUUGCCUGGAGCUUCCUUCAGGACGAAUGGGACGCCAUCUUUGAGUUCUACGGGAAGGCCAAGUCUCGCCUCAUCAAAUCUGUUACCAGUUAUUUCAACACUGUACAGCAGCUGAAGGAGCUGCGGUUGUUCCGUCGGGAGCACAUAGAGGACCUGGACUCCGCCUCCCGGGCCAUUCGGCAGGUCAUUGAACGGACCAGGAUCAACAUAGCCUGGAUGAACGGCAACUAUGACGUCAUUGUCAACUGGUUGGAUGAGAACGGCUACUCCACCAAACUCAGCAGCGCCUAGAACGACUAAUUACUUCACCUCCUCAGCUGAUCGACUGAUUACUUCGCCUGCUUACCUGAACGACUGAUUACUUCACCUCUUUCCCUGAACGAUUGAUUACUUCACCUCCUCAGCUGAACGAUUGAUUACUUCACCUCCUUACCUGAACGACUGAUUAAUUCACCUCACCUGAACGACUGAUUACUUUACCUCCUUACCUGAACGAAUGAUUACUUCACCUCCUCAGCUGAACGAUUGAUUACGUCGCCUCCUUACCUGAACGACUGAUUAAUUCACCUCACCUGAACGACUGAUUAUUUCACCUCCUCGCCUGAACGACUGAUUACUUCACCUCCUCACCUGAACGGCUCGGCACCCCCUCCCGUAAUCAUCGCCUCAUCGGAAAAACAACACAUCUUCCCUGAACGACUCCUCUUGUAAACUCAGUGACGUUCACCUCACCUGAACGAUUGACCAAUCAGCACGUCCUCCCUACCUGAGUGACUCCUCAGCGCCACCCAGCUAAAAAGUUGUAAACAGAGGUGCGUUCUGAUACCGGGUUCUUUGUUGCAAUCCGGAUUUAUUGUUCACUUCCACCUGAUGAAGGUACAUGUGGGGUCCUGCAUUAGUGAAGAUAGACUCAUAAUGUCAGUUCAGUAUUAACUGACAUAGAGGAAAGGCUGAGUCUGUAUCAUUCCUCAGACGGGCGCCUCACCACCAGACACACCACAACAGCACACGUCUUCCCUCAAAUCAUUCCAGUGUGUUGUAUAAAGCCAUGUAGAAGCUGAUUGCUGUAGCUUGUCGAUGAAUAUACACGCGUUAGAUAAAAAAAUCUAUACAGUGAAUGUGAUAUCUAUACAGAUGUGUAUAGGGUGUGUAUACCUACCGACUCACUUGUCAUAGUUAUUCUCAUAGUACAAUAUACAACUAACAUGGUGUCCCCUGCGGUCAUGUUAUGAUGAAAUAGACAGGAAGAAUUUGUUUACGAGGAACCAUGAUUCCAUUUUUAGCUAAACAAUAAACACGUGGAUGUACCAUUGUACCAUGGAUAUUUUUUAGGACAGUAUCCCCUUCGACUGGAAUAUUUAGUUGAGCUCACCACGGCUGCAAGUGUCCAUGUAAACAUAUAACUUUCGAGCUUGCGUGAAAUAUUUGUAAAUUUUAAUUUCCUGUUGAUUUUUUAUAUUGUUAUUUAUCCGUUGUUAAAUUUACUGACUAACCAUGGCAGGUGUCAUUUUGUACAUUGUUAAGUUAAAAAAGGUUACUCUGUGUGAAGUCUUUGUUUUUUUUUCUUAUCCGAAUGUAUCACGGUGUAUACCUUGACUUAAUUAAAGUAUUUGUAUGUAAGACGUAACUUAAACUUUGUGUAUAUGAUGUUGGUAUCAACACAAAUGUUUGAAGUAUACAACUAGUAAAUGAAUAUUG
Homarus americanus (American lobster) is the source of this 4739-nucleotide messenger RNA. Its product is annotated as aminopeptidase N-like. Gene Ontology annotation, biological process: proteolysis; peptide catabolic process. The record is from RefSeq and is a predicted model, not a curated record. Bases 219 to 3332 code for a protein of 1037 amino acids. Gene Ontology annotation, cellular component: cytoplasm. The transcript has 18 exons. Gene Ontology annotation, molecular function: zinc ion binding; metalloaminopeptidase activity; peptide binding. Lineage: Eukaryota; Metazoa; Arthropoda; Malacostraca; Decapoda; Nephropidae.